This is a messenger RNA of Microdochium trichocladiopsis, 315 nucleotides long. RefSeq names its product splicing factor 3B subunit 10-domain-containing protein. The coding region runs from base 1 to 315 and encodes 104 amino acids. Gene Ontology annotation, cellular component: precatalytic spliceosome; U2 snRNP. The record is from RefSeq and is a predicted model, not a curated record. The transcript has 2 exons. Gene Ontology annotation, biological process: mRNA splicing, via spliceosome. NCBI's taxonomy places the organism in Eukaryota, Fungi, Ascomycota, Sordariomycetes, Xylariales, Microdochiaceae.
AUGGCCGACAAACUCCGCACCCAGCAGGAACUCGAGCGCCUCCAGGCCAAGUACAUCGGCACGGGUCAUCCCGACACGACCUCGUGGGAGUGGAAGACCAACAUUCACCGCGACACGUAUAGCAGCAUUGUCGGCCACCCGCCGCAGCUCGCCUACAUGGCGCUUGCGCUCAACGAGCCUGCCGCAAAGCUCCGCGCCCAGCUGUUGCGCAAGAUGAUCCAGCCUGCCGGCCCCCCGCCGCCGAGGGAGGGCGACGAGCCUGCCUUGCUCGCUGCCGCCCUUGCUGCACAGCAGUCUUCUGGGCGUGGAGCCUGA